AUGCAAAGAAAACGCUGCAUCUAUGUCUCGCUUCUAUUUCUGAGCGGUGCACAAUUCUCACCUUCCGAUGUUCAGUUGAAACUUUCACAAAAGUCAGUGCCCAAUCGUGCCAAGGGAUACCAGAACAUAACAUCUAUACUCUCGUCUCUGCUGAACAACAACGUGGACACACCAUCAGUGAAUAUAAGAAGGAACACUUUUCUAGAUUCUCAGGAAAAAAAUGACAUAGAUUAUGUAUAUGGAAUAAAUUCUGUGUGUUCUGUUCUUCUCAAGAAUGAGAGAAUCAUUGACAGUGCCAUCAUAAACCGGAAUAUCAAAAUGAACAAAAAAAAUCGCAAGGAGUCAUACAAAUAUAUAUUCGACAGACUGAAGGAAAGAAAUAUCCCAAUAAACUCGAGAAGCAAAAAAGAAAUGGAUCAACUGAUCGGAGGAUUCCCACACAAUGAUAUAAUCUUGAAGACUCACUAUCGAACCAUGAAAAAGUGCAAAGAUUUCAUAAAAGAUCACAUGGUGAAAACCAAACAGAAUAACAUCUACGUUUGUUUACACGAUAUUGACACACCUAUACUACAUUCCAGCGUUGGUUCCUCCGAAUUUCUCGAGUUUUUUCACGUAAACAAUAUGCUGAACUUUAUGGAUAACAUGAAGAACUGUGGGUUUCAAAUUUUCAGCACCUGUUGCAGGAGAAAUGAAUCCACUAUGAAAAAACCGUUGGAAGAGUUGAAAAAUGUAAAGAUAAAAAGUAAUGAUAAGGUAUUAGUUAUUCUUGGAAAUGAAAGCAAAGGGUUAAGUGAUGAAAUUAUAAACAAGUCCGAUGUCUGCAUAUACAUAAAUGGCAAAAGUAACGAAGAAUCCUAUGCUGAUGGUUCAAAACAAAAUAGUAAUUUUAGUUUAGAUAGUCUUAAUGUUAAUAAUGCAUGUGCGGUCAUCUUAUAUCACCUCACUUUGCAUUUGCGUUAG
This is a messenger RNA of Plasmodium gonderi, 960 nucleotides long. Its product is annotated as rRNA methylase. Lineage: Eukaryota; Apicomplexa; Aconoidasida; Haemosporida; Plasmodiidae. Gene Ontology annotation, biological process: rRNA methylation. The record is from RefSeq and is a predicted model, not a curated record. Gene Ontology annotation, molecular function: RNA binding; RNA methyltransferase activity. The coding region runs from base 1 to 960 and encodes 319 amino acids. The transcript is spliced from 5 exons. Gene Ontology annotation, cellular component: mitochondrion.